Zootermopsis nevadensis is the source of this 11771-nucleotide messenger RNA. RefSeq names its product cohesin associated factor B pds5 (gene pds5). Lineage: Eukaryota; Metazoa; Arthropoda; Insecta; Blattodea; Termopsidae. Gene Ontology annotation, cellular component: nucleus; chromatin. Gene Ontology annotation, biological process: DNA repair; mitotic sister chromatid cohesion. The record is from RefSeq and is a predicted model, not a curated record.
CCCUGUUUUUCGCGUUCCGUGGCUAACCGGGAAGCAGUUUCCCGCAGUUUUAAUGGUUAUGGUGUUGCGCGUCGUUCUUUGACAUGGCUUUGUAGUAGCUCAUUUAUUGUGAACAUUAAGAACGUGCCAAUGUUAUAUCCAUUUCAUGUGUAUUUUUAUGUCAGAAUUAUUAUUUGGCGAACAAUGAAUCUUACAGGAAUUUGCGUUUGUGAUUAAUUUCCGGUGGCAACUAAAUCAGCGUUUACAAUUCGUCAGGGAUCUAGUGUUGUAUUUGCAGUGAGAUAGUUUGUUGUACGAUGGCUGUAGUGCAGCGUGGUUUGUUAAAGUGCUUUAAAUGACUGGCUAAUCAUUCACUGUCAUCAUAAUGCCUCACGACAUUGUUUACCCACAAGGUUGUCGUCCUGUAACGGAUGACUUGGGGCCAGAUGAACUUAUACGACGACUUAAGACCUUGGCUCAUACUCUGCAAGCAAUGGGGCAGGACGAGGGAAUGUAUCAACAGUACAUACCAUUGGCACUUCAUCUUGCCGAAGAUCAUUUCUUGAUGCAUCAAAGUAAAGAUGUCCAGCUAUUAAUUGCGUGUUGUAUUGCUGAUGUUCUAAGAGUUUAUGCACCAGAAGCCCCUUAUAAGGAUCCAGAGCAGGUUAAGACAAUAUUCCUCUUCUUGAUCAAGCAGUUAUCGGGCCUGAAAGAUCCAAAAGAUCCAGCUUUCAAACGGUAUUUCUACCUGCUGGAGAAUUUGGCUUAUGUCAAGAGCUUUAAUAUGUGUUUUGAGCUAGAGGACUGUCAAGAGAUCUUUUGUGCUCUUUUCUCCCUCAUGUUUAAGAUUGUCAAUGAUGAACAUUCUGGUAAAGUUAAGAGCUUUAUGCUAGAUGUACUGUGUCCACUCAUAACUGAAUCUGAUAUAGUGUCCAAUGAACUAUUGGAUAUUAUUCUGAUGAAUGUAGUGGAACCUAACAAGUCACAACGAAAGAAUGCAUAUCUCCUUGCUAAGGAGCUAGUGGUGAAGUGUAGUGACACACUUGAACCAUAUAUACAAACAUUCUUCAAUCAUGUGUUAAUCCUGGGUAAAGAAGAAAAGGGACUUGGGAUCUGUGGGAAAGUAUAUGACCUCAUAUAUGAGCUCAACCACAUAUGUCCCAGUGUCCUCCUUGCAGUUUUGCCACAGCUUGAAUGCAAGCUAAAAUCAGCCCAAGAGGCUGAACGGUUGGGUGCAGUUGCACUGUUGGCAAGGAUGUUUAGUGAGAGAGAUUCUAACCUUGCAAGACACCAUACACAACUGUGGAAAGCCUUUCUUGGAAGGUUCAAUGACAUCAGUGUUGCCAUCCGAACAAAAUGUGUACAGUAUUCAAUGCAUUUCCUUCUUAACCAUCCUGAGUUACGCCGUGACAUCACUGAAACACUGAAGAUGCGGCAACAUGACUCAGAGGAGAAUGUUCGUUAUGAGGUUGUCAUGGCAAUAGUGACAACAGCGAGGCGUGAUUUUGAAGUUGUUUCAGAUAGUGAGGAUCUUCUUGAAUUUGUCAAGGAGAGGACACUUGAUAAGAAGUUUAAGAUACGAAAGGAAGCCAUGUCAGGUUUGGCAAUGAUUUAUAAGAAGCACCUAAAUGAUUCAGAUGUACCACAAGCAACAAAAAAAGCUGUUACAUGGAUUAAGGAUAAAAUUCUUCAUGGCUACUACAUGACUGGCAUGGAAGACAGGUUAUUAGUGGAGAGGUUAUUAAACACUUGUUUGGUCCCAUUCCAACUUCCUGCAGAAGAACGCAUGAAAAAAUUAUAUCACUUGCUAGGAACAAUUGAUGAAAAUGCCACAAAGGCUUUUAUUGAGCUCCAGAAACACCAGCUAGCUGUACGUCGUAGUGUUUCAGAAUGGCUGGAGCUCCAUCGGCGACCACAUUCUGCCGAGCGUGACAAAGACAUGGCUGCACGAGUCACUGUACUAUCACGAUUUCUGCCUGAGCCUGUAAAAGCACAGGAGUUCCUUACGAAAUUUUCAGUUCAUCUUAUGCGAGACUCUGCAUUACUGCAGGGGAUGGAGACGAUUGUAAGGCCAGAUAUUAGCUGCAAAGAUUGUGCUGACACAACGAGUCUUGUUCUGAAGAAAUUAGGUCAGCCUGUGAUGACUAACUUAUACUAUAAUACAGUCAAAAUGCUGCUUGAGAGAAUAUCUUCUGUCAUGGUGGAUCAUCAGGCUCUUAAGUUGCUUGUUGGUUAUAUAGAAGACUGUUUAAAGGGUGGAAAUCUCAUAGAAGAGGUUGGACUUCAUCCAAAUACAGCAGGAGAGAGAGGUCUGAAACUCUUGGUGAUGCUGUCUUUUGUUUUUCCUUGUCAUUUUCUUCAUGAAGAUGUUCUUCGUCAUCUUGCUUCAUUUCUGAGCAUGGAAGAUGAGACAGUGGCACCAUUAGUUCUAUCUGUUCUCACCUUCCUUGGCAAAUACAAACCAAUAGGUGAGCAGUUUGGGGACCUUAUGCGUGAGCUGGUACCUGUUUGUAAACAGUUUGCUGUAACAGGUACAACAAAACAAGCAAAACAGGCCAUCCGCUGUCUGUAUGUUAAUCUUGCACAUGGGCAGGAUGCAGUGUUUUCAGAAAUUUUAGAGAGAAUCAAAGAAAAUUUGAAUCCCAGUUCAGAACACUUCAGGACAGCUAUUGUUGCUUUGGGCCAUGUUGCAUACAACUUACCUGACAAAUAUCCAGUCCACAUAAAGAACAUAGUCUCUCGAAAGGUUGUAAAAGAGUUGUUGGUGAAAGAGACUGGAAUUAGUUCAGAUGUCUUAAGUAGUGAUGUAGAAUGGUGCAGAGAGGAUGAGCUGCCUGAAGAAACUCGAUGUAAGCUUGAAGGACUGAAGACUAUGGCACGGUGGCUUCUUGGACUGAAAGCUGAUGAACUGUCAGCACAGAAGACUUUCAGGAUGUUGAAUGCAUUUAUUGUUAAUCAGGGUGACUUGCUUCAGCAGGGAAAACUUAGUAAAGCAGAGUUGGCAUGGCUUCGGUUAGGAGCUGGCUGUGCUAUGCUUAAAAUUUGUGAACAGAAAGGAGUGGGUGACCAGUUCAAUGCAGAACAGUUUUACCAUUUAUCUCUCCUGAUGACUGAUGAAAUUCCACAAGUGCGUGAAAUCUUUGCAGCCAAGUUGCACAAAGGUUUGAGCAAAGGAAUUCCGAACAACAGAUGUCUGCCACUUGACUUUAUGGGUUACUAUGCCCUCGCAGGCCAGGAGCAAGACAAGAGAAUUAAGGCUCAGAUUCGUCAGCACAUGGUGUCAGAUAUCAACAAACGAAGAGAGUACAUCAAAACACUGCCUGUUUGGUCUACGGGAGGUCCAACUGAAAGGGGCAUGGGCCAGCUGGCACACAUUCUUCCUGACUACAUGCUAGUUUUUGCAGUGCCAGUUCUAGCUCAUGAUCCAGACUUUACCUCUAAUGAAGAUGUGGAGCAGCUUACCAGGGUGCGGCAGUGUCUCUGGUUCAUACUUGAACCUCUUAUGACAAAAAAUGAGUUUUACUGCUUUGGUUUCUACAAAAAUCUUAUUGAACGUAUGAAGAACCAUAAAGAUGCUCUUAAAGGGGAAGAUGAUAGCAUGAAUCACAAACUCUGGGCUGUGUGUGACUUGGCCAUGGGUCUAGUCCUUUCUAAGACGACAAAUUAUGAAAUGAAAGAGUUCCCUGCUGACACAAGAGUUCCAACCAUGUACUUUCGUCGUCACGAAGAUGCCCUUUGGGUUAAUGCAAAAUCUUAUCUGCCACCUGAAAUGCAAGUGCAUGCCCCCAAAAUGAAGCCAGGCUUACCGUUAUCUAUGGUAGACACCAGUACAGGUGGAGUGAAGUUGAUCACACGUGGGAAAAUGAGAGGUCGAGCUUUGAAGCAUCAGCAAGGUGUUGGUAUCAAUGAAACUGAUGUCAAGGAAGAAGGCAUGUUGGAGUGUAUUGAUGCAGAGCCUUCUGAGGCAUCAGAAACAAAAAUCCAGUUGCCGGGCAUGGAGGAAGAGUGUGGAUCAGAGUGUGAUGAGCCCCCACCAAAGAGAGCAGUGCUUGAACACCAACAUAAAUUGGAGCCCAUGUGAACAUUGCAUCUUGGGUAGUCUGCAGCAAGUGGAUGGACUAGUUUGGCACACAGGCACACUACAGGCAAUGGGCAUCAGAAUUACUGAAAGGGAAAGCAUAUUUAUGCUGUUUAUAUCUAUGUUGUUCCUUUGUUACUUGAAACUUGGUCUAACAUCCCAGCCAGCUGUUUAUUAAAGAGCACCAUAUAUGAAUUAGGGCAGUUGUUGGCAUGUCACAAGUAAGGGACUCUCUUCUGUAUAAAUUGAAGGUGAAUAAGUAGCCAAAUUGGACUCAAAAUGAAAGUAUGUUUGUUUUUAAUGUGCGUUGGAAUUCAAGGAAUGAACUGUAAUUAAAAAUAAUUUUUAUGCAUUGUCAGAAUAAACUUUGAUUCUUAAGCUAAGCCAGACGAUGCUUAAGGAUCAAUUCUAGUAUUGUAAAUGAGGAAAUUGCAUCUUGAAGCAGUAUAUUUGUUAUUGUCUUUUGACAGAUUAUUAUAUAUUUGCUCUUUUUGUUCCCACAGUCACCAUUCCUAUCAAUAUUUUAACAUGAGAUGUAUUUGGCAGUUUGGUGAUAAAUGUGUACAAACCCUCUAAAUUCUGGCCAGGGGGGCUGGAUCUGAUGCGUGUGUAAAAGAAGUAAAAUUAACAGUGACACAUAAGUGAACUUGGUUAUUCAACAAAAAGUUGUGAAACUCUGUAUUACAUACAUUUCUGUGUGUAAUGGUCCAUAGAUCAUCUGUUUGAAAUGCUCCAGCAGUUAUGUGAGAUAACAUGUGAAAGUUGUAUUACUUUGAAGUUUUCAGAAUUUCAUCUAUAGUGCUUUUCACAUGUGUAACUUUGGCUUUCAGGGAUGACCCACCUCUAAUGUUGAGAAUUACCCAAUGUUUCUUAACAUUUGAUGAAGCUCAUCCCAAAAACUUCAGUUACAGAUUUAACUACAGCUAUGAAAACCCAAGGACAGGAACAUUGACAACCAUUUCACAUAUUGGGAGAAAGUGAUUUUGAUUGGGUUUUCCACAUCAUUCUUGUUGGGGUAGCAAGUGGUAUUGUCUUCAUUGUUUCUCUGAAACAGGACACUUGAGCAGGUAUAGAGAGAACCUUCAUUACAGUGAUAUUUAUGGUAAUUUAUUAAUUUUGUAAUGCUGGUACUAAUGAGGUGUGUAUAUCUACAGCAUGUUAUAUAUAACUUUUGUUACAUGUCUAGCUGUGUUUUGUUUAUGUGAAGUUCAACUUUCACAUUUCUGUACUUUCAGCAAAGGACUUUUGUUGAUUUCUAUUCAUUCAUUGGAAAUCUUACAUAAGUCAUAUUUAUGAUUUUUAUGUAAAUACUUAAAAUAAUCAAAACCUCAUCUUUGCAAUGUGUAAUGAGCCCAUUCCACCUCUCCGAAGGUUAAUGUGAGCACUGCCUCUGGUAUAAGUAUAAUUUCUUUCAACCCAUUCUGCAUGGUGAUGCAUGUUAUUGAGGUUCUGACUUGAGCCUUUUGAAAAUUGUUAGAUCUCAUAUGUAUAAAUACAAACAAAUUUGGCAAUCGGAAGGCUCUCCUCUUCAACCGCUAUCCAAUAUUACAGGCUGUGUUAUUUAGGAGGGGGAAUUUAUUGCUUGUUUAUAAAAAUUGAAUCCUGCAAUUCACAGCACAAAUUUUCACUCAAGUUAUCAUGUGGUCAACUACUCAACAUCAUAUCCCUUGUAAGAAAUUAAGCAAAUUGUUGAUGUUGUCUUAUGUAGAACAGGUUCUUGUUGCUUUAUUAAUCCUACAAGUGUUAUAGCAAGUUCCCAGUUUUUUCCAUCCUUUUAUAAUUUAUUGUGGACAAAAUUUUAUAUUUACUGUUGUGUAGCAUGAUUAUCAGCAUUUUUUUCAAACUGUGUUAGACUUAUACUAUCCUUGUUCUUUUGCUUUUUUUUUUUUUUAAUUUUUAAAAUAGACAGGGUCUUUUGGACAAUGUGUACCUCAUAUGACUUCACAUUUCUUGAAGAAUGUAGGUUUGGAUAUUCUGCUUCUUGAGGUUAUUUAUUUAGUGCCUCAUGAUUUGGAAAUGGUACAGUAAUUUAUUUUGCAAUUGUUGUAGUGUUAUCAGUACUAUGAAGGAAUUUGGCAUUGGGACUGAGGAACUGAUACAGAAUGUGUUUUCUUUUUAAAAACGUGUAAUUUGAAUAAGAACUGCAGUACAUAAUAUAAUAAAUGAAGUAAGACAUUUCAGAACAUGAUUAAAAUGUCUUCCCUACCCUUUGAGCAGUAAUAUAUUUUCAGAUGUUAAUUGUUUUUGUGUAUGUGAUGAACACAUUACACCAAAGUGUAGUUUUGAAGAGGAAAAGAGUAAAACAGUAUAGUGGUAUUUGAUUCAUGUAAAGUAAAAUGGCUGUAGCAUUAUGCUCUUUAAGGCUUAGUGAGAUCUGCAUUAAGUUGAACAAACAAAAUUUUAAAUUAAGUUAUUUAAAAGUCGGUUGUAGUUGUAGUUUUCUGGGUAGUGACAUCAUUUAGUCUUGUAGGUGAGUUUUAGUGCUUCAGAGGAAUGUAUUGUCUCCAGUGUGAAGAUGGAAUAUACAUUCCUCCAAAAGUGCUGGUUACCAUCUAGAAGACUGCACUGCAUCCCAUCCUUAAGAUCACAAUCAACAUUUUCAUCAUUGUGAGAACUGAAAUCUGAAGUUAUUUAAAUUACCUUGUUUGAAAGAAGUGGUCAGAUAAUAGUAGGAAAGUAAAAGAUUGUUAUUGGUCAGACAGUUUGACCUUUGAAUUAAGAGCCAUUCAUAAUUAUACUGAGAAAUUCUCUCACCAUAAUGCUGGUGUAUAUAUGACAUGAUAGGACAUUCGUGCUUUUACUUCUAAAUAUCCUUGACUUUUUUUCAGUAUAAGUUGUUUUCUAGAUGAAAAGCCACCAAUUAUACACUAUAAUUGUAAAGAAAAGUAAUCUUCAUCCUUAAAUGCAAAGAUUUAUUAAAACAAAAUAUCAGUUUGUCUUAAAGUACUUGCCUCCCAGUUACAAUGAUUGCCUGUAAUAAUAUGUUUAGAUUUUUGCAGGUGUAUUGGAUAUUUCUCAAAAUGGGAUUUUUUUUACAGUUUGUGGAUGUGUGAUAUUUAAUAAACAAAAAAGGUAUUUGUAUGGUAGGAAUGAAUUUUGGUUUGUGUGGGGUGGUUGAGAGGUAGACAUUAAAAAUAUAAUAAUAAUUGAACAUGCAACUGUAUAACAUAGAUUUUGUGUGAACAGCUGAACAGCCAGUUUUUGAUGACUUGGCAGUACAUGGCUGCUGUCCAAUAUUAGACCCCCAGACUGACAACUUAUAACCAUUUAAUUGUUUUUUAAAAAUGGAUCAUAAUUAUAUUCUUGUAUGUUAUGUUAUAGCAUGCCAGGAUAUAAUGAAAACGUAGUUGCUAUUUUUGCAUUUCUUGUAUUAGUAUGUUAACAUCUGUAUUUCAUAAUGCAUGUUUGGAAACUACCAUGCCAAUCUGCACCAAAGUUUGCACAUUAUGUUGGGGCACAUUUUACUUGUGGUUUAAGGUACAUAAUGAAAUUCCUUAGUUGGAGAAGGAUUUGGAAAACAAUACCGUAUUUGUUUUCAUGUAAAUACAUAAAAACUGCACUCCAUUUAUGGACACAUCUGCAAGAAAAGGCAACAUAACAUGUGAGAUGAAAAAGCCAUGGAUUGUUUACCCAGUUCAUGGUUAUAGUACCAACAAUUCCCUCUGUAUCUCAAGCUGUGAGUUCACUAAACUGAGCUUGCCUAUAUGCUUACACAUGUAUAACAUGGCGGUAUAACUUUUGUUUUUUAUUUAUUUUGAGAACAUGUGUUUAGUGAUAAAGAGAAAAUAUGAAUGACAGGACAUUAUAUGCAUUGUCUGCAUGAAUUAUAUGAAAUUGACAAAUAAUGGGGAGGUUGUCUAUCCUUCAUUUACAAAAUUAGUUGGUAGAUUUAAAUUCCAUGAAGCUGAUACUGAACUUUACCAGAUUUAUUAAGUUAAUGAUACGUCAAUAAUACGGAUCAUACUAAAAUCUGCAAUUUUUUUUUGAAGUUGGUAAAAAUAAUUUUAUGCAUCUACACAUUGUGAUAUCUUCAUUAUUGUGUGGCUUUAUCAUUGAUAUAAUAUAUGAUUUGUGCAUUAUAUAGUAUCUUUGCUAUUUAUUAGCUCUGUGAGUGAUGGAUUUAUGUCUUCAGCAAAUGAACUCAAGAAUAAUGUAUGAAAAAUUGAAAAGAACACAUUUUGAAAAUGUGUACUUAAAAAUUUGAGUAGGCCUAAAACCUUUCUACCCUUGUUCCUUUUGAAACUGCAAGAACAACUUGUAGAUCAGGAAUUGAUGCUGCCAUUAUUUUGUACUGAGUAAAUCACACCUCGUAGGUUCAUUGAUUUUUUUUACAGUCUCUCUGAAACAUUUGUAAAAUGUUAUAUCACAUAUUAAAAACACCUACCAUUAGUAUCGUGUUUAGGGUUUUGAAGAAUUAAAUCUGGCUAGUUUUUGAAACUUCGAGUGGUUAGCACUGCUGCUUCAAAUUUAGGAGGUCCUGGUUCAAACCUCAGCUCUGAGACUGGCUAUCUUAACUGAGCUUUUUUAUGGUUUCUCUUUGUCCCUCUACCUUCCAGGUAAAUGCUGGGAUAGUACCUUAAAUUAAGCCAUGGCUGCUUCCUUCCAUAUGCUUUUCAGUUCAUUGCCCAGUAAUUAUGAAAUUUAACAUUACACAUUACAUAGCAAGGUUAAAAAGUAAAAUGACUUUUACUACUGUUACAAGUGUUAUGUGUUACCAUAAAAAUUGAACACAUCAAGUACAAUGAUUCAUAAAUUUUCACACCUAACAGUUUUGUAGUCACUGCAUUGUUAUUUUCAGUUUCCUAAGAGGAAAUAUGAUAAUUGCCUACACUUCAAAGACCUGUUACAAUAAAAAAAAGGUCUGGCUCCCACAUUAAAAGACUCUAAAUUGGUUCAUACCUUACUUGCUAAGAAUGUUAAAGAAUACCAAGUUGGGGAGGCCUCCAGUGGCAUGAUGUUCAUACUGAGUACUAAGAAAUUUGAUCUGUUCAUAUCUAUAAUAUUGAUAUGUACAAAUUGAUUCAGUAGACUGAUAUACAUGCAAAUGAAGUUCCAAAUAAACUGUUUCUUCACAACCGUAAAAAAUGUGAGUAUAGGUAAUAUUUGUUGUAUUUGGAGCUUUGAAGUGACAUUCAUUUUAAAAUUGCUCAGAGAUCCUCAUCUCCAAGUUUUGACUAAUACAUGUGAAAAACUUGUGUACGUGGUUAACAGGAUUACAAAUGUGGAUUGUAAGUGUGCAGGAACUUAACUAUUAUUGCAGCAUACCAAAUUACAGAACACUUUGUAAAGCCACUAAUAAUUCUGUUAUGUUAAUUUUCGUAACUUGUUCUGGCUGCAUUAUUAGAAUCGUUAUUAGCAGCAUAUUAUUCAUUCAGAUGUUGAAAUUCUUUUGGCUUGUUCAAACCCUAGUCAGCUUCAUUUUCAAGAGAAUAGAAGCCAACUUAAUUUUGUAUAGAGCCCAAUAUCCUUACUUUAUAGAAAUUGUUUUAUUUUCGACACAAUGGGUAAUAUAACAGUAAGAUGUUUCAUUUACCACUUAAUGAACUAAAUUUUAUAGAAUCUGUAACCAAGAAACUUAAUAAUAUAUCAAUUAACACUUUAUUGUCUGAGUAGUUUUGUUUUUAGUGUUGAUAAUUUUAUCUUACUUGUAUGUUGCUGAAAUAUUAAAGCAAAGAUCUCCAAUUGACCUACUUACAACAGUCACAUGUGACAAAUUCUUGUGUUUAUUAACUCAUUUUAAUGACUUGCAUUCAGUGAAUUUGUAUCUUAAUUGAAUAAUACUGUCUUGGGGUCAUACAUAUAUGUAAAUGACAUUAACAUUUCACAGGAUUUUGGUUCAUGUUGGAAUGAUGUACUUGAAGCAUUUUUUGUUGUUUUUGCUUUGAACAGAAGGUAGAAUUUUAGUGCAGUGGUAAGCUCAUGUGCAUUACAUAUGAAUAUUGAAAAUAAAUCCAUAAGACAACAAGACUUCACAUUCAUAACAUCAACAAAUGAAAACCAUAGAAGCAACAGAGAUUAUAAAAUUUUGUUUUUACAUAUUUAUGAAUCUACUUCAGUCUUAAAUAUGACUCCUUAUUUAAGCUAAAACUGAAUAUGAAAUUGUGAUUUUCAUAAUGUGACAUAAGUGAAAUUAAAUGCAGUUGCUAAUACUAUAUAUGUGCUACAUCAGGAAUCAAGUAAUAAUGUAUGGUAACAUGGUGAUGUUGGCUUAUCUUGUCACUGUUUUGCUUGUCAGGUAUUUUGACCAGUUGUCAAAUCUAAUAUUCACAUUUAAAGGUAUUCUCAGCAUUUUUGCUAAGUUGGUAUUGUAACUUUUGUGUUUUUGUAAAAAAAAAAGUUGGUGAAAGAUAGAACCUGUCCAUUUGAGGUUAGUUUUUCAGCACGAUGUUAGAAUGUAGGAGUAUCGUGUUUAAUUACUAUAAUUUUGUGAACAUUAUUAUUAUUAUUAUUAUUAAUGGUGAAUAAAUAAAUACAUAAAUUACCAUACUUUAAUUAGGAAAAGUAUGACUUUUUACAUUGUGAAUUGCCUGAAAUUGUUUUUAUGACUUGAUUUUUCUUAGUGUAUUGCAUGUUAUUCUCUCCUUUCCAUCCUUAUUAUUAUCUGUGCAUAGAGACUGAAUGCUGGUGGGUGGUUUCUCUUGCAUGAGAAAAUCACAUGCUGCCACACAUCCUAAUAGGAAGUUACAUUCAUGCUUGACAAAUUUGUCAGUAAAACAACUGUUCUUCACUUACAAUAAGUGCUAUAAGUGGUGUCCUCCAACAUCCAAGCACAUUUCUCACUUGUGUAACAAAUUCACAUUCUAUGUGCCUAGAAUAAAUUCUGGAUUUUAAUCUAUGAAAUCUCCAAAGUGCAUGGAUUAUAUCUACAUGGCUGUUGUUUCCAGAGACAAAUCACAAAUUCAAAUCUAGGAAACAUGAUGGCCAUAGUCCUCUGCUGAUUUGUUGAUCAAUAACAUACUGAAUUUUUGUGAUGUAAGUUAAUGCAUUGUUCUGCUGAAAAUACAUCAACUCACGAUUCUCAAAAACAAAUGUUCAAUGUUGUACUGUAGUAGGGCACAAGCCCGAAGAGUGGUUAUGAUGGAAUGGUCACAGAAAUAAACAGCUUAUCUUACAGUGGCAGUUUUUCAGCAGCAUGUCUCGUGUUCUGACUACCUGCAGGCAAAGCAACUGCUUGAACAAAAUGCUGUAUUGGAUGAACUGCUUUGUACUGCAUAAUAGCUAGGACAGAACCCAACAGUAAUGGGAUUCAAUCCACAUGGUAACAUGUGACAUAGUGAUAAUUUAUACUGUAAUGUAUAUCAAAAGUUUUAAUUGUUGCUUGAUUUAUUGAUACAAUUGGUUCUCAUCAAUCAGUUCUACGUAGUUCUUGGAUGGGGGCGAAAGACAUUUGUUGUGGAUGAAAGCUAAGCUUGUUGCCUCAUAACUGGAACGUUUUGAUUUAUCAAGUAAUACUACAAAAAUUGUUGCUAUCCAGGAUGACAAAAAAAUAAUUACAAAUGUAAAAUGUACAGGAAUACGCAGAGAACUAGACAUUUCCUAAUUGUAUCCGUAUUCACACUUUCUUCAUAUUCACUAGUACAUAAAAAUGAUCAUGACAUGUGUAAUACACAAACAUUAUUUGUGUAAAGAACUAGGAAACAUUUUUCUUAAUGUAUUUUUAUUCACAUACAGCACUUAUGUAUCACCUUUGACAUGUAUAAAUAUCUUUACAUGA